AUGAAACUAGCAAUUAUAGCGUAUUUCAUUGCAUUCUGUUGGGCAUUGAUACCUGAAAAGGAUGUGAAACCCCACGUUUUUGUCUUGACUGACAUCAGUAAUGAACCUGAUGACGCGGAAUCUCUUGUCAGAUUACUCUUAUACUCCAAUGAAUUGAACAUUCACGGAAUCAUAGCCACCACCUCCUACUGGUUGAACUACACCACACAUGAAGAAGACAUUUAUCCAAUCUUGGAUGCGUAUGAAGUGGUUCGCCCACAACUUUUGAAGCACACUGACACCUAUCCAUCUGCUGAUUUCUUGCGCAGCAUCGUAUCGUCCGGGUACCCAGAUUAUGGUUUAGAUGCAUUCAAGCGAAGCGAAAUCAGUAAGGGGGCGAAAAUGCUCGUCGAACUGGUCGACAACCUCAAGGUUGGAGAAACAAUGAAUGUUUUAGUGUGGGGAGGUGCCGGAAUCAUUGCUGAAGCUUUAAAGGAAGUCAAAGAAACCCGUCUGACUGACCUGUUGAAUGAAUUUGUUCUGAAGAUUCUAGUGUACUCCAUCUCUGACCAAGACAACGCCGGAUCUUGGAUGAGGAUUAAUUUCCCCAAGCUUAAGUAUAUUGCCUCCAUCCAUGGCUUCAAUCAGUAUGGGUUGGCUUCAUGGGUUGGAAUUUCUGGUGAACAGUACAAUCCAUUUGAUUUUGGGGGUCCUAAUUCCGAUCUCGUUAGCAAGGCGUGGUUGCAGGAGAAUAUCAGAUCCGUUGGCCCUCUCGGCGCAGUUUAUCCAGAGCACAUGUUCAACAUGGAAGGAGACACGCCUUCGUUGCUCUUUGUGGUUCCAAACGGCCUUAAUAGUCCAGAAAAUCCAGAGUAUGGAGGCUGGGGUGGUCGCUACAUCCCAGUGGAUAUCUCCCGUUACCUGAAUCUUUACAGUGAUACCACCGAUUACGCGAUUGGAGAAGAUGGAAAAGUUCAUGUGAGCAAUCAGGCUUCCAUCUGGAGAUGGAGAGAUGCAUACCAGAACGAUUUCAAGACAAGAAUGCAGUGGACGGUGUCGGAGUUUGACGAGGCUUUCCAUGAGCCAAUCGUGGUUGUCAACGGUACAACCUCAUACUCCUCGUUGGACUUGGACGUUGAAGUCGAAACUACAGUAAAACUAGAUGCUUCCAAAUCUUACGAUUUGAACAAGAACGAUUUGACUUUCAAAUGGUUCCAUUACAGAGAGAUCACUGUCUCGCAGAGCAACAUCAUCGAGGUUCCCGAAAUUGAAAUCACUCCACUCAACUCCGAAGGGUCGAUUAUAACUUUUGAGGUCCCAGACUUCAAGUCCGCUUGUCACUCGAUCUUCGGUAAGCCUCUUGACUCGUGCAAGCAAUAUCACAUCAUUCUUGAAGUGUCUAAUGCAGGUACCAGGUCCUACAGACGUGUGAUUUUAAAGACAAACAAGGGAGAGAGAAAGUUUGAAGAGUAUAAGGCGACACAAAACUUCGAGGGUGUUUCCCAUGACGAGUUGUAG
Messenger RNA from Sungouiella intermedia, 1497 nucleotides. The record is from the annotation of a GenBank genome assembly. NCBI's taxonomy places the organism in Eukaryota, Fungi, Ascomycota, Pichiomycetes, Serinales, Metschnikowiaceae.